Molecule: messenger RNA, 630 nt
Organism: Fusarium vanettenii 77-13-4
Lineage: Eukaryota; Fungi; Ascomycota; Sordariomycetes; Hypocreales; Nectriaceae
Exons: 1
Coding region: 1-630 (209 amino acids)
Source: RefSeq, a predicted model, not a curated record
AUGAAGUUUCUUUCUCUCUCGGCCGCCGCCCUCCUCGGCUUCGCCAACCUCUCCCUCGCCGGCCCUCUCUACGCCGCUCCCAUCAUCGAGCACGCAGCCCCCAAGUCUGUCAAGUGCGAUCCCAAGAACGACGAGUGCCGCACCGCCAAGCAGGCCGCCCCCUUCAUCACACAGGGCUUCUACGACCACGGCAUCUAUGACGUCAAGGAGAUGGCCGCCGUCCUUUCUCUCAUGGCUUUCGAGUCUGGCGACUUUCAGUACAAGCGCAACGCGUUCCCCGGCCGACCUGGGCAGGGAACAGCCAACAUGCAGAUGGCCAAGUUCAACCUCUUGUACGCCCAGAGCAUCCCCGAGCUCAAGGAAAAGUGGGGAGCCGUCAAAACCGUCGAAGGCGCCUCCAACAGCACACUCAGCGACCUCCUCGACGAUGUUACCGACGACAAGUACAACUUUGCCUCUGGUCCUUGGUUCUUGACAACUCAGUGCGAGCCCAGCGUGCGCAAGUCUCUGCAAAAGGAUAUCGAUGCGGGUUUCAAGGAGUACAUGGAUUGCGUGGGUGUCACGAUUGAUGAGCCUCGCAUCAAGUCUAUUAACCUUGCCAAGGAGGCUUUUGGCCUCAAGAAGUGCUAG